This is a messenger RNA of Centruroides sculpturatus (bark scorpion), 1788 nucleotides long. It is a transcript of the gene Arp1, whose product is annotated as alpha-centractin. The record is from RefSeq and is a predicted model, not a curated record. The transcript has 11 exons. Bases 62 to 1192 code for a protein of 376 amino acids. Lineage: Eukaryota; Metazoa; Arthropoda; Arachnida; Scorpiones; Buthidae.
GUUUAGCGACCUCUGUUGGAUUUCAGGAUUAAUAACAGGCGUCUUCUGCUUAUUGGAAAUUAUGGAGUCGUACGAUGUUAUUGUUAAUCAACCUGUAGUUAUCGAUAACGGUUCUGGUGUAAUAAAAGCAGGCUUUGCUGGUGAUCAAGUUCCAAAAUGCCAUUUUCCAAAUUACAUUGGACGACCGAAACACAUCAGAGUAAUGGCAGGAGCAUUAGAAGGAGAUAUUUUUGUUGGACCCAAAGCAGAGGAACACAGAGGUUUAUUAAGUAUUCGUUACCCAAUGGAACAUGGUAUUGUGACUGACUGGAAUGAUAUGGAGAGAAUCUGGCAGUACAUUUAUUCUAAAGAACAACUUCAAACUUACCCUGAGGAGCAUCCUGUUCUUUUAACUGAGGCGCCUUUGAAUCCAAAAAGAAAUCGAGAAAAGGCAGCUGAAAUUUUUUUUGAAACUUUUAAUGUUCCAGCUUUAUUUAUAUCAAUGCAAGCUGUACUUAGUUUAUAUGCUACUGGACGUACAACGGGAGUUGUAUUAGAUUCUGGAGAUGGAGUUACACAUGCUGUUCCUAUAUAUGAAGGUUUUGCAAUGCCUCAUAGUAUAAUGAGGGUUGAUAUUGCAGGUCGAGAUGUUUCACGCUACUUGCGUUUGUUGCUGCGUAAAGAAGGAUUUAAUUUUCAUACAACUGCUGAAUUUGAGAUUGUAAAAACAAUAAAGGAGAGAGCAUGUUAUUUGGCAAGUAAUCCACAAAAAGAAGAGACACUUGAAACAGAAAAAGGCAAAUAUGUUCUUCCAGAUGGAAGUGUUUUGGAGAUUGGACCAGCAAGAUUUAGAGCACCCGAAAUUUUAUUUAGACCAGAUUUAAUAGGAGAAGAAUUUGAAGGACUUCAUGAAGUAUUAGUUUAUUCUAUUCAUAAGUCUGAUAUGGAUUUACGUAAAGUUUUGUAUCAAAAUAUAGUCCUAUCAGGAGGUUCUACUUUAUUUAAAGGAUUUGGUGAUAGGCUUUUAAGCGAAGUGAAGAAAAUAGCCCCUAAAGAUAUCAAAAUUAGAAUAUCAGCUCCACAAGAAAGGUUAUAUUCAACUUGGAUAGGAGGAUCUAUUUUAGCAUCUCUUGAUACAUUUAAGAAGAUGUGGGUAUCAAAACAAGAAUACGACGAAGAAAAUAUUAGGGCCAUACACCGCAAGACUUUCUGAUGUGAAGGAAUUUACAAAUGCAGAUCAGCAGCUUUUCUGAUUAUCCCUAUUUGAUUCUGAAAGGGAUAUCAAAUCUAUAUAAAUUAAGUCUAUUUAAAUUAAUAAUGGAGUAAUUUAAUUGUAUAAUUCUACUCUGUACACAGUUCAUUCCCAUUUCAUUUACUUUAUCAUUCUUGUGAUAAAUUAUAGUAAUAUAGGAAAUCUGCUUUGAAAGUUUUACCAGUCAUUUGUACUUUAUAAGUAUCCAUAAUUAAUUUUGAGGAGUCAUACCAAGAUAUAUUUUUUAAUAAGGGAUCAAAGUCUAAACUAGAAUUGUUUGUAUGCCAUAUCUAUCGGUGUACAAAUUGUUAUUUCGGCAUUAUGUCGAACUGCGUAAUUUAAUCUAAAAUUUAGAACGUUCUGGUGUUAUGUAUUUAACCGAAAGAUGGACAAUAUAUUAAAUAUUGUAAAUAUAUUUUUGAACAACCUAUGUUUGUUUAGAUUUGCACUUUUAUAUUUGACAUAUCUGUAAAAAUAAAUUGUUUGCUUAAAUUAUAUAAUUUACCUGUCCCCCAUCCUAUCUGUUUUGUAAUGCAUUACCAAGCGAUAUUAAAUGC